GCUGCUCCUGCUGUGGUGGAUUAACCAUCUCUUAGACCUGCCUGACAACAACCAUCUCUCUCUUUCAUCACUUUCUUUGUCCAAGGAGAGAAGUCAGUCUGCGGAGCCUUGACUGCUGUUGCUAGUGUCUCCUUUCACGUAGUGACACAAACGUACAUCAUCUCGUCAGUUGCUGCUCUGCACCAGGUGAGUGAAUGUCUGCAGGAGGAUAUUGCUCCUGACUGACUGAAAGCUGAAAUCUUUCCAGCAACAUCUUGAGAAUCUUAAAUUGGAGCCCAGAGGAAUGGAGGCAGAAAUCUGCAAUGCAGGCAUAGCUAUGGAUUCAGGUAACCCCUUGUUGAGAGCAGUUUUCCUUAGACGGCUGAGGCUCACAAGACUGCUCUUAGAGGGUGGGGCUUACAUCAACGAGAGUGACAGCCAAGGGCAGACACCCCUAAUGGUGGCCUGUAGGACCAAGCAUACAGACUCCCAGAGCGCCAGUCGGGUUAAACUGAUCCAAUUUCUUCUGGAGAGAGGAGCAGAUCCCAACAUUCAGGAUAAGGAAGGGCGCUCUGCAUUGAUGCACGCCUGCCGGGAGCAGGCUGGCCCUGAGGUGGUAUCUUUGCUCCUUGCCAGUGGAGCAGACAUCAGCUUAGAGGACCAGUCUGGAACAUCAGCAUUGGUCUAUGCAGUCAUGGCUGGAGACUGGAAGGUACUGAAACUUUUACUCGACACAUGCAAGGCAAAGGGGAAGGAGGUGAUCAUUAUAACCACUGACACAUUUCCAAAUGGAAACCUGACACCUAAGCAGUACCUCAGCAUGCCUGUCGCCGAUCCUGUUGAUCAGCCCGAUCCAAUAACAGCAACAGCUCCUGCAUCUCCCUCUGAGAUUCAGCUAAUCACCUCUCCUCAGUGCACUUCAUCCUCUUUAUGCCCUCCCAAACACGUUUUUUCUUUUAAAGAAGGACAGAUUUGUGGUGCAAGCUCCCAUCCGUGUUCCCCAUCACGGUUUCAGGGACCAGGACAAGCAGUGCCCGCUGGACUACAUCAGCCUCUUCAGAGAUUGAACUCUGAACCUUGGUUAAAGAUCCCAACAUCUCUGCUUACUGAACAGCGGCAGGCAACUUUUAACCAGACUGAAGAUAUUUCUUUAAAAGUUCCCAACAUGGAGAAGGGCAGCAGCAAUAGCCCCAAAAGCUUCAGACAUUAUGAAAGAAGGUCAGCAAAGGAUAGGAGCAUAGAAAAUGGCAAGAAUGAUUGCACUGAAGGACACAUGGUUUCUUUAUCAGGUCUGCUAUCAUCCCACUUUGCCUCCCACCCCAAUCUCCACUCUGAAAUUCAUGGCACAGAUCCAGUGGCCUGCUCUUCAACCCUUUGUAGUGGCAGCAACCUUGCUACAACCUUUCACAGCAUGGCAUCAUCAAGACUCAAUAAUGUCAUUCAGACACACAGGCUGAGUGCAGACAUCUAUGGUUCUGACCCACAACUAUCUGUGGAUAUUCAAAAUCUCUCUGAAGAACAAAGAGAAAAAGCCCCAUUAGAUGGCAAGAAACUGGCACCGCUACGUUGCUCAACCACAGUAGGCUCGAGAGAAUCCCUGAAAGGUCAUAAUAAGAGAGUGUUCUCUUUGUAUGAGCGCAGAGGCUCUGGGACAUUCCUGCUGGACCACAACCAUCAGGCCAGGCCUAGAUCUCUGCCACCUCUAACCAACAACUCCAUCGUCAAUGUUUCUGAUAACAGUUUGGGCAAUAGAAACAGCUUCUCUGAAAAAGAGCUUGGUCAGAAGGGUUUCCUCCCCUGUGCUCCACCUGGCCACCCUAAGGAACUGACUCGAAGGAUGCUGUUGAGGAGGCACUCGAUGCAGACCGAACAAUUCAAAAGCUCAGUCUGAAAACAUAUGACGGGCAAAAGAAUGCUCUUCGUGUUCAAUGUGACUUCUGUCAUCAUGUGAUGUAGUGUCAGCAUUGUGAAAAGCUUUAUAAAAAAAAAAAAAAAAAAAAAGAAUACACAUACACACGCUUGGUUCUUGGAAAUUGCCAAAGAAAACAAAUGACAUACAGCGCUGUGACAAAUAUUAG
Molecule: messenger RNA, 2057 nt
Organism: Girardinichthys multiradiatus
Lineage: Eukaryota; Metazoa; Chordata; Actinopteri; Cyprinodontiformes; Goodeidae
Gene: ankrd34ba
Product: ankyrin repeat domain 34Ba
Exons: 2
Coding region: 284-1870 (528 amino acids)
Molecular function (GO): protein binding
Source: RefSeq, a predicted model, not a curated record